AUUGUGGAGUUGCAUCACGUUUCUGCAUUCAUUGAGUGGGAAGGAGGGGAUGACAUCAGGUGACCUCGUCGAUGAUUGGGGGGAGGAACUCCCAACUUUCGAAACUACCUUGAUGGAACCCCUAUAAAAAGCCAAACUUUCGGCACCUGCUUCAGAACCUGCCUUCUCUACAAAGACUUAAGUUCCUACCAAGAACUAAUCAUGAAGUUGUGGAUAAUUGUAUUCUUAGCUCUGUUGGCGCUAGCAUCCGCCAAUAAGUAUGGUGGUGGUGGCGGUUAUGGCGGAGGUGGCUACGGUGGUGGUGGACAUGGUUUAGGAGGAUAUGGAGGUGGUAAACGUGGAGGAGGAGGAGGAGGAGGAUACGGCGGAGGAGGAUAUGGAGGUGGACACCGCGGCGGCGGAGGCGGUGGCUAUGGAGGCGGUGGAAAAUUAGGCGGUGGAGGUGGAAGAGGAGGAUACGGCGGUGGUGGCUAUGGAGGCGGUGGAAAAUUAGGUGGCGGAGGAGGACGAGGAGGAUACGGAGGUGGCCAUGGAGGCUAUGGAGGCGGUGGAAAAUUAGGUGGCGGAGGAGGACGAGGAGGAUAUGGAGGUGGCCAUGGAGGCUAUGGCAAAGGACGAUAAGCAGCAUGAUAUAUACCACUGAAAGCCAAAAACUAAAUCAGGUGUUUUUAUAAAAUUUGAAAGAAAGAUAAUUACUUCUACACGCCAACCAUCAUCUAUUGAUUCUUUGUCUAUGCAUGGACUUUUUGAAGAGUGUGAUAUUCAUGAUCGAUCACAUGGAACACUUCGGUUCACCAAUUCUUUGUCUGUACAUUGACUUGAAAUAAAGUGAUAUUUUUGAUAUU
This is a messenger RNA of Stegodyphus dumicola, 845 nucleotides long. RefSeq lists its product as uncharacterized. NCBI's taxonomy places the organism in Eukaryota, Metazoa, Arthropoda, Arachnida, Araneae, Eresidae. The record is from RefSeq and is a predicted model, not a curated record.